AUGAAGGAGAUUCUGCAGUUCAUGUCACCCGACAGUUUUGUCCGCCUUUUAAAUCGACUGACGAGGGAAUUUAAACAUGAAAUUGAGAGAUCACGUGAGCUGUUUACUACCGGAGAAUCCUCUCCCACAGCACUACAUUCAACUUGGUUGUUGGUCCGUUCGCCGAGCUUGAAAGUUGGAUUGCAAACGUCUAUUCACCAAUCGAGCGCCUUAACAGUAUCUGGUAGUUCUAAAAGCGGUCUUCGGGUAGUUGAUUGGCCUCCUGUGGAUCUGACGUGGUCUCAAUCUCCUGUGUCACCUCGAUUGGUUGCUGAAAACUCUUCGACAGCCUACGACCGGUUUCUCCCUUGUUGGGGUUCAUCAGGUAGACGCAACCUUGUGAGUAGUUUCCUUCAUGAAAAUAUACUGCGAUAUCUCGAAUAUCGUGCCGACUGA
This is a messenger RNA of Opisthorchis viverrini, 435 nucleotides long. RefSeq lists its product as hypothetical. The coding region runs from base 1 to 435 and encodes 144 amino acids. The transcript is spliced from 4 exons. The record is from RefSeq and is a predicted model, not a curated record. Lineage: Eukaryota; Metazoa; Platyhelminthes; Trematoda; Opisthorchiida; Opisthorchiidae.